Molecule: messenger RNA, 2336 nt
Organism: Oryza brachyantha (malo sina)
Lineage: Eukaryota; Viridiplantae; Streptophyta; Magnoliopsida; Poales; Poaceae
Product: probable receptor-like protein kinase At2g42960
Exons: 8
Coding region: 399-1874 (491 amino acids)
Biological process (GO): protein phosphorylation
Molecular function (GO): protein kinase activity; ATP binding
Source: RefSeq, a predicted model, not a curated record
UCCCUCUUCCUUUGCUUCUCCUUUACUCUCUCUCUCUCUCUCGCUCUCUCUCUUCAUGUGUGCAUGUGUGUAGUGCUCGUCUUUCCGGCUCCUUCUCCUCCUCUUUUGCAAACAAGCAAAGGCAGCUUGCCCUUCUUGCGCAUUCCGGUGCGGUGCGGUGCCGCUCCGCUCCACUCCACCACACACACGGGCGGCAAGAACAGCGCCCGGCUUUCCUUUUCCAGCUCUGGCUGUGGGCACGGCGGGGUGUUCUUGAUGGGAUUGCUGGCCAAUGGGGAUGAGCUGAGGGCGCUGCGGAGAUAAAGAAACCAGGAUAAGUUUCUAAAUUCAGCCGGCAAAUCCGUGCAAGAUUUUGAAUUUGUGAGAGCAUCUGUGAUACAAUUGUUGAUCGGAAGGAUAUGUCGUCCGACAACAACUCCAUCAGUGCAGCACUAUCACAGACUACGCCCGUGCUCCGCUUGAGAGUAUGGGUCUUGAUUGCUAUUGGCAUUGGGAUACUGAUGGCAAUUUUGUUCAUCAUAGCAUUGUGGCUCUCUAUGAGGAGGAAAAAGAAGACGACCGUAGGAUUUGACAGUAGAUCGCAGAUGGAGAUUCCUGUUGUGUCAAAGGAUAUCAAUGUUGAUAGAGUUGAUGCACAGAGCCUGCAUGACAGUGGAACACCUAUCAUGUCAGUGCAGGAUAAAUAUGAACAGAUGAAGGGUGUUUCGCAUUUGGCAGAGAGUAGAUCUGUUGAUGUCGAUGCAUUCAGCCAAUGCAGCUCAGUGUACAACAUAGAGAAGGCUGGGAGCUCAUAUUCUGAAGAUUACAGCAGCUCUGGCCCGGCUAGGAAAGGCAGUUCAUCAUAUGGCUAUGCGUCUGCUUCACCGCUGGUUGGCUUACCUGAGCUAUCACAUUUGGGCUGGGGUCACUGGUUUACCUUGAGGGACCUCGAGUAUGCAACAAACCGGUUUGCAAAGAGUAAUGUCUUGGGGGAGGGUGGCUAUGGAAUUGUCUACAAGGGUCAAUUGAUGAAUGGGACUGAGGUUGCUGUGAAGAAGAUCCUUAACAAUGUGGGCCAAGCAGAGAAGGAAUUUAGAGUCGAAGUUGAAGCCAUCGGUCAUGUUCGGCAUAAGAAUCUGGUGCGGCUUCUGGGGUACUGUGUGGAAGGGAUACACAGGAUGCUAGUCUAUGAAUAUGUCAACAAUGGCAACCUAGAACAAUGGCUUCAUGGGGCCAUGGGCGGGGGAAUCCUUACUUGGGAGAACCGUAUGAAGAUUCUCCUUGGCACUGCAAAAGCGCUUGCAUACCUUCAUGAAGCCAUAGACCCCAAAGUUGUACACCGGGAUAUUAAGUCCAGUAAUAUAUUAAUUGAUGACGAAUUCAACAGCAAGGUUUCUGAUUUUGGGUUGGCCAAACUACUGAGUUCUGACAGCAGCUACAUCAAUACAAGAGUGAUGGGAACAUAUGGGUAUGUUGCACCUGAAUAUGCGAAUAGUGGAAUGUUGAAUGAAAAGAGCGACAUUUACAGUUUUGGAGUUGUGUUGUUGGAAUCUGUGACUGCUAGAGACCCAGUUGAUUACAGUAAACCUGCGGAUGAGGUGAAUCUUGUAGAAUGGCUUAAAAUGAUGAUUAGCAGCAAGAAGGCAGAGGAUGUAGUGGAUCCAAAACUUGAAAUUAAGCCCCCAAAACGGGCCCUUAAGCGGGCAAUCUUGGUUGGCCUGAAGUGUGUUGAUCCAGAUGCUGACAAAAGGCCAAAAAUGAGUCAUGUUGUCCAAAUGCUUGAAGCAGUUCAGAAUGCAUAUCGACAAGACCAGAAAAAACCCAGCCAGAUGGGAAGCAUUGAUAUCGAGUCACAGCAGUCUGUAGAGGAUAUUUCAAACAGUGCUGAUUCCUGAGGAUCCAAUGCUGAACAGGCACAAAAUAGGACAUAUGAAAUCAUUUUAUAAUCCCGUCUGGUUUGAUCAAUAUUCGAUAGUUCAACAUUAUGAGUGCAACUGGUUUAAUUUUAGCGAAUACUGAAGGCCAUAAAGGCAUAGGAGUCGUUCAUUUUCCAUUUCUUCUUCUCCUUUUUGGAGGAGUGCUUCUAUACUCCCCUGAAAGAAUCGCCCUACUUUGUUUUGUGUAGAUGAGUCCUACUCGUUUACAUUAGGAUAUGUUUAGUUAUCUUUCAGGGGAGCACAGAAGCACUUUCUUCAUCUAUACCAUUUGAGUUACCAGGAGGAACUGACCUCGAAGGCAUGACAAGCAACAAGAUUUUGUUACCCUUGUAAAGAACCCUUGUCUAUCUUCAGUUUUACCAUAAAGUACAGAGUUUUGUUUGUGUACCAUGUGUGAGAAUUUCUUCUUAAUUAGUAUGU